Messenger RNA from Onychostoma macrolepis, 3228 nucleotides. RefSeq names its product TBC1 domain family member 15. The record is from RefSeq and is a predicted model, not a curated record. Lineage: Eukaryota; Metazoa; Chordata; Actinopteri; Cypriniformes; Cyprinidae. The coding region runs from base 184 to 1599 and encodes 471 amino acids. Gene Ontology annotation, molecular function: GTPase activator activity. The transcript has 10 exons. Gene Ontology annotation, biological process: activation of GTPase activity.
AGAGAGAGAGGUUCAAGUCAUAUGACGGGGAGGGGUGUGCUCACUAUCAAAACGCUUUCUCCUACGUGUGAAAUGAGCUUUCGAAAACACCGCCGAAGACUUUUUACCUGAGGAUUUUAUCGCAUCGUGACCUCACGACAACUCCAAUGCCUUAGAGACAGAGUUUUCAAAGGAUUUAACAAAAUGAUUGCAUCUUGUGAUGAAUCACAUGUAGAAGGGAAAGGUAAAACCGAUAUGGACAGUAAUGAUCCCAUUGGGAAGUUUAAGGGAAUGAAGUGCAGCGUUUCUGCGGGGAAUAACGGCGUCUGUCUGUCCGUCGCACCUGUAACCUCACCUGAGUCUGCUUGCGCGCGCAUCUCGCUGCCAGGAGUGAUGGACGCGAAGGGGCGCGUGGACGAAUCCAGGCUCAGGACGCAUAUAUUUAAAAACGGUGGCGUGUCUCCUGACGAACGUGGUCUGGUAUGGCGUUUUCUGUUUGGCAUGUACCCCUGCAGCUCUACGGCUCUGGAGCGCCCCCUACUGCUGGAGCAGAUGGCGGUGCGCUAUCAGGUUAUGAAGAGGAAGUGGCAACAGCUGCUUCCUGGAGCCGUUCGUCUGCGUCUUAAUGGCACUGAUGCUGAACUGUUGACAGCAGUGAAGUUUUUCGACCAAAGGCAGGACAGAGAGCAGAAAAAACAACAGUGUGAGUCAGAAGAGGCCAGAGAGAAGAUGUCCUUUCUGCAACUGCAGGCUCAGGUGCUAUUUGAACGGAUAACCUUUGACCUGGAAGAGCUUCAGGAGGCCAUACGCAUCAUUGACAAAGAUGUUCCCCGAACCGAUCGAGAUCUUCCAUACUACCGGAAUGAAGGUUUGGGUAACCUGCUUGUUUUGAGAGAUAUCCUAAUCACAUAUGCUGCUUUUCACCCAGAAGUAAGUUACGCUCAGGGCAUGAAUGAUCUGUGCAGUCGAUUUCUGGAGGUGCUGCACUCAGAAGUGGACACCUACUGGAGCUUCUCCUGCUACAUGGAGAAGUUUUCCAAAGACUUCUGUGCUGAUGGACUGUAUCGCAAAAUGGAGUUGGAAGCUGCUUUACUGAAAGAGCUGGAUCCUCAGCUACACUCUCAUCUGGUCACAGACAACAUGGAAAAAAUCACAUUUUGUCACAGGUGGCUUCUGUUGGCUUUCCAGCGGGAGUUUGAGCACAGCGAUGCUCUGCGUCUGUUUGAGAUUCUCAGCUGUGAUCACCUGGAGCUCAUCUCACAGCAGGUGGAUCGGGCUCGAUAUCAGGAGAGACUGGCACGCAAAUACAGCCUGGAGGAUGAAUCUGUGAUGGAGCCCCAGGCCGUAAACACAGACUUCACUUUUGAACUCUUCAUGUGUGCCACCAUCUUACUGGAGAACAGAGAAGCUUUACUCGACUGCAGGAACGAGGUUCAGCUCAUACAGUUUACCAGCAGUCUGCAGGGUAAGAUGGACCUGAACAGCACCCUGAAAAAAACCGAGGAACAUUUUUACAACUACUGCAAACGCUCAGCCUGGGACUAUUUGAGCGGUCGCUGUCGCAUGCGCAAGAGCAAAGAGGACCACUUUUUAUAUCAUCUCCGUAACCUUUUCUCCUGAGACCAAAAGGCCUGCAUUGAAUUUUCCAGAAAAUAGUUUUGUUGACAAAAACGUGGAAAACUCUGACAUUAUGUUCCAGUGGGACUUUCUUUUUUUUUUUUUUUUUUUUAAGAAUAAUGCUGCUUUUAACCGGGAUUUUGUACAGGAACCAGAUGGACUCCUUCCAGACAGUUCCUUUAGUAUUUGAUCUUAAUUUAUAAGGCUUCUAUUAUGGUGCCAGAAGCUCAAAACACUAUUUUAAUCACUCUUAAGAUAAUCAAAUAAGAAUUUUAUGUAUUUUACCCUGGCUGUGCUUGAAAACAUAAGUAGCAUUUGGGAAUUUACAGAUAUUUGAUAGUACUGAAGACUUGAUUAAAGGAAUAGUUUGCCCAAAAAUGGAAAUUUAAAAUGCACUCGCCCUCAGGCCAUUCAGGAUGUAGAUAAGAUUAUUUCUUCAUAACAACAGAUUUGGGGAAUUUUAACAUUACACUUGCUCACCAAUGGAUCCUCUGUAGUGAAUGGGUGCCGUCAGAAUGAGAGACCAAACAGCUGAUAAAAACAUCACAAUAAUCCACACCACUCCACUCCAUCAAUUAACAUCCUGUGAAGUGAAAGUGUAAGAAACAAACCUAUAAUUAAGGCAUUUUAACUUUUAACCAUUGGUGAGCAAGUGAUACUCAAUUUCUCCAAAUCUGUUCCCACAAAGAAACAAACAUCUUGGAUUUCCUGAGGAUGAGUACAUUUUCAGCAAAUUUCCAUUUUUGAGUGAACUAUUCCUUUAAGUCUACUGACUACAGAGAUGCUCUGUAUGUUAAGGUGAAGGAUGCAAUGUCAAAAUUUGCUUCAUUUUGAACAGGAUUUUGUAGUGUGCUACAGCUGUGAAAACAGAAAACAGAAAGCAGAAAUCCUUAUUGCUGAGAUAUGACUUGUGAGUGUUAUCCAGUCUCAGAAACAUCUGGUGCCUGCGUAUGGGUUACAUUAGAUCACAAUAUAAUAAUAGAAACACAGUCUCAGUUCUGAGAAGCUCUAGAAGACUCUCUGUGGUGUUGUCUUACCAAUCGUAGAGUGCUCAAGUAUGUACUGAUCAUAAAUAGCACGUUGAACCAGGACACCUUUCACUUUGAGAGCACACUGCAUUUGGUUUUAUUUUAUAAGAGGCACAAUAUAUAAGAGUAUAGAAUAUUGCACAUUUGGUUAUUAUUUAUUAAAGACUGACACACUAUGACACAAUUAGUGAGGGAGUGCUGUUCAAGUUGUUUUUUUUAAGAAUAUGAAAUGACUCACCAACACUUUUUGGGGAAUGGGUACUGUAUUUUUGAUGCUGUCCACUGAUGUUUGGAUUAUAUGUUGAAUUUUGCACAGCAUGUUUAUUAUGUUUUAAUUAACGUAGCAAUAAUGAAUAGACACUGCAAUGUUAAACAGAAUGAAUGAAUCUAUCUGCACCUUUGAAUGAGGUUUGUGUUCAUGUCAUUCAUGAGCUCUUGUGUGAGUGUGAGAGAGAGCAUGAGUGAGAGAGUUUUAUUUUAAGAUUACGGUGUGACAUUUAAGCUGUCAGUUUCUAGUGAGUCACUUCAUAAAGAAUAGACUCAUGCAUGCUAGCCUAGUCUGCUCUACUAAAUGUUCUUAUGAAAUAAAGUGUGGCGAUUUGAA